Molecule: messenger RNA, 2154 nt
Organism: Sphaeramia orbicularis (orbiculate cardinalfish)
Lineage: Eukaryota; Metazoa; Chordata; Actinopteri; Kurtiformes; Apogonidae
Product: hemicentin-1-like
Exons: 9
Coding region: 311-1978 (555 amino acids)
Biological process (GO): cell-cell adhesion
Cellular component (GO): cell-cell junction; plasma membrane
Molecular function (GO): cell adhesion molecule binding
Source: RefSeq, a predicted model, not a curated record
UACGUGGUUUUAUUUACUUCUGUCUUUAUUUUAUAUUUUAUUCAUGUUGGAGAUACAGGUUCUCAAAAAAAAUAUGUGAUGUAUAAAUAAUCAGACAUUAGAUUUGUAUGAAGUUGUGUCACUCAGAGGAUAUGAGAAACAACACAGAGGAGGGUACAGUCACUGAAAGAUUUUACCCAAAGAGGGAAGAAGUGAAGCAGUGGUGAGUACAGCAACUCACAGCAAGAGAUAAAGAACGGAGAAGACGCCAAGAGACGCAGACAGUCACAGGUGUUUCUGCUUUUGAAAGGAAGAGCUUCUGUAGGAGAAGAUGGUUUUCAAACUUCAAAUAAAGGUGUUUUUCAUCUGGGCAACUCUGUGGUUCUCUGUGAGAGGCAGUGGCACUGACUCAGAUGGUAAGGAAGUCCGUGUGAAUGAGAAGGGUGAUGGUAAACAUUUGAUCUGCGGUGAUGAAGAACUCCUCCCAUCUGUCGUUACAUGGAUAAAGCAUGGCUCCAACAAAAACCUGCAUAAUGAAACCACAGAAGAAGUACAGAACGGGACCAAAACCAACACUUCUUCCAUCCUCAAUGUGACAGCAGAACAUUUUGAACAAUACACCUGCACACCCACAGCACAACGUCAGAACAACACCUUAACUGAAGUAGACAUAACGGUCAUAUAUGUGAAGAAACCUGAAAUCUCCUCAAAGACAACGACGACAGUUGUGAAACCUGCUGAAGGUCUGAAUCUGACCUGCAUGGCCGACGGCGUCCCUCCUUCUGUCAUCACAUGGACUCAGAACAACAGUGUUCUGCAGAAUGACAGCAGGUCACUUACAGUUACCAUCCAGAAUUACACUGGACCGUACACCUGCACCGCCAAACCCACGAACAACACUGAAGACAAAGAAGAACACAACGGAACCGUGAACAGCAUCAGCGAACCUCAAAUCAUUGGAAACACAACUGUUAAGGAGGGUGAAAGCCUGAAUUUGACGUGCAGUGCUGAAGGUUUCGAUCUCAUCACCUGGGCUAAAGUCGAUUCUACCAAGAACCUGUCCAGCAGAACCUACCCCAGUGUGAAGAACCGCAUCACACUCUUCAUCAGUAAUGUGACCGCAGAGGACUCAGGCCAGUACAUCUGCAGAGCAAAAUUUCCAAACAAAACUGUGACUGUGGACGUUAACGUAACUGUGAUUUUGCCACCAAAGAUCUUAAACAGCUCUGGAUGUACAUAUCAUCUGGAGAGUCUGACCUGUACAUGUAUCAGUGAGGACGAUCCUUUACCCACCAUCAGAUGGCCGCUGUUGGACAAACAGUCGUCUUACAUUAUCAUUAAUACUGUGGUAAACAACACCGUCAACAGCACCUUCACCCUGUCUGUAAAAGAGCACAGCAACACCACAGUCCAGUGCGUCCACAGCAAUGGAUACUGGGAAAUAGAAGAACAACUUAACAUCACAAAUAAAAGAGGAGAAGAAGAACAAGAACAAGAACAAGAAGAUCCAAAAAUGAAAAUGUUCAGAAGAGUUAUACGGCUGGAAAUCAUCCUGGCCUUUUUGACCGGCAUACUCCUUUCUGCAUGUAUUUGCUGUUUGACAAGAAAAUGCUGCAGGAAAAAACAGAAGGACUCUGGAUAUCUGGCUGAAACACUGGAGUUGGUGACAAGUCAACAGCAUCCACUGGUGGAUCCUGAGUUUGCAGAGGAAAACACCCAGAGCCUCCACCACCCAGAGGCAGAAGCCGAGGAGGCAGCCAAAUCAGACAUAGAAUACUCCAACAUUGACUUCUCUGCGUUACCAAGAAACGGUGCAAUGGGAGCAGAACGUGUGCAAAACAACACAAACACUGACUAUGCUGAAAUUAAGAAAGACAAGAGAAGAGAGGAGAGGCAUGAAGGAGAGGAAGAGGAGAUAACAAACCACCGUCGGACAGAGGAGGAAGAUGAAGAUGCAAAUCUGUAUUCCAAUGUGAAGGAUGUGAUGGAUCAGAUGUGAAGAUGGAGAAGACUAGUUUAUGUAGUGGUGUAGAUUACGGAUGUCAAACGUCCAAUACAGCUCGUGGGAUGAAUAUGUGAAAUGCAAUAAUUACACUGAAGAUAUUAGCAAUCAUUUUAGUUAAGGGGCCAAAUACAGACCAAACUGAUCUGAAGUGGAUCCGACCAGUAAAAUAC